AUGAUUAUUAUGAAAAAUGAGGGUGAUAAGCACUCAGCACUACUAGUAGAAAGGCCCGUAUAUCAAAUAGAAGAAUUAAACAGAGACUACGAAUAUGAAAAACCAUAUCACACAAUAAAAGCCAGAUGCAAACGAGCUUGUCAGUCAUUAGAUCCCGGCGCUUUCCUUAAAGAGACAAUACCUUUAUUAUCAUGGUUACCUGAAUAUAGUUGGAAAAAAAGUUUCUCCGGAGACAUAGUUAGUGGUAUUACUGUUGCUGUGAUGCAUAUUCCUCAGGGUAUGGCAUAUGCAAUGUUAGGUAAUGUACCACCUAUAAUAGGUAUAUACAUGGCAAUAUUUCCAGUUCUAGUCUAUUUUAUAUUUGGAACAUCAAGGCAUGUGUCUAUGGGUACAUUUGCAGUAGUAUGUCUCAUGACAGGAAAAGUAGUUAGUCAAUAUACAACGAUAGAAAUAAUGCAAAAUGGGACACAACAUUCAGUGGCUCCUGAAAAUUAUGAUUCCAAUUUACCUCAGUAUACAAAUGUACAAGUAGCCAUUACGGUUACCUUCACAGUGGCUGUUAUACAGCUAGCGAUGUAUCUGUUAAGGCUUGGUAUGGUUUCCCAGUUGUUGUCUGAAACGUUAGUAAAUGGAUUUACAUGCGCUUCAGCAUUUCAUGUAGUCGGAUCUCAACUUAAGGAUCUCCUUGGUCUUAAUGUUACUAAACGAAGAGGAAACUUUGCUUUUCCGCUGACUAUAUAUGAUGCAGUCCUAGCAGUUUCAUCGGCUAAUGUUAGUGCUAUGGUUGUGUCCUUAAUAGCCUGUGUUAUUUUAAUUAUUAAUAAUGAGUUACUUAAACCGUGGUUAGCCAAAAAGACAACGAUACCUUUUCCUAUCGAACUAGUUGCUGUGGUACUCGGGACAGCAUCGAGCCGAUUUAUGCAUUUCAGUAGUAACUACAAUAUAACAGUAGUUGGCUUUAUUCCUACUGGAUUACCAAAACCAACUCUUCCUGCCUUUGAACUUAUUCCCGAAAUUUUCGUAGAAUCAUUUAUUAUCACGAUGGUAUCGUAUACGAUCACAAUGUCAAUGGCCCUUAUAUUUGCUAGAAAAUUAAUGUAUGAGGUAGAUUCCAAUCAAGAAUUAUUUGCGUUGUGUGUGCUGGCCAGUAUAAUAGUCGUAGCUCUCAAAGGAAUGCUGUUGCAAUGUACUUUACUUCCAAGGUAUUGGCGAUUAAGUAGAUGGGAUGCUAUAGUGUGGAUAAUUACAUUUUCAGUGACACUUUUUGUUCAAAUAAGUUAUGGUCUAGCCGCAGGUGUAGGUGUAUCCUUAUUAAGCAUAUUUGUUCAAGGAUACAAACCUUACACGUGUCUAUUGGGUAUUGUUCCAAAUACCGAUUUGUAUUUGGAUAUUAAGAGAUAUAAGGGGGCUAAAGAAAUAGAUGGAGUAAAGAUAUUCCAUUAUUCGGGAGGUUUAAGUUUUGCAUCAAGAAACAGCUUUAAAGAACUUCUCGUCAAGAAAACUGAAUUUGAUGCAGCGGCAGUACUUAGGAAGAGAGCCAAGUUAGCGGAUAAAGGUUUACAAGAUGAUGAAGAAUUUUUAACCAAAUGUGUAAUUUUGGAUUUCUCAAGUCUUACUUUUGUCGAUCCCGCUGGUGUUGAUUUUCUUAGAACGAUGCAGGAUGAUUAUAAACGAUUAAAUAUUUAUAUGUUAAUAUCAGGAUGUUCAGGCCCAGUGUUCGAAGUGAUGCAUAAAUGUGAUGAAGUUGAAAAGAAAGAAAAGAAAUUUUUAAUAUUUCCAACUGUCCAUGACGCAGUAUUAUACACACAAGUCAACGUUUUAUCUAAAGACAAAUAAUUAGAUAUAUAUGUAGUUGUUUUGUACAUAAAAGUUAUUUAUUUUAUUAUGAAAGUAAAUAGAAUGUUACUUAUUUGCUAAAAAAGUAAUUUAUUUUUAUAAUGUUAAAUGCGGCCUUAGGAUAGAAAGCAGAUAAAAUGGUCCUAUAGUAAAAAAUGGGGAGAAAUCUGUCUUUUUCUAUUUUGGUGCUAUUAUACAUGUUUGUUGUUGAAUAUGCGCCGAUUAAAUCGUAAAAAAAUGACACAUAAAUAAUAAUUUAAAAUGUAAUAAUGUUAAAAUAUUAAAAUAAUUUAAUACGUAAUAUUUUUUUACGUAACAUAGUCAUCAAUAAAACCAUUGAAAGUAAUUUAUCAUUUUAAUCAACUUUCUAAUAAUGAUAUUAAAAUAAUUGAAAGAUGAAUUCCUAAUUUCUUUUAAAUUAGUAUGGACCAUAGUUUUUCGAUUUUUAAAA
Molecule: messenger RNA, 2287 nt
Organism: Diabrotica balteata
Lineage: Eukaryota; Metazoa; Arthropoda; Insecta; Coleoptera; Chrysomelidae
Source: the annotation of a GenBank genome assembly